UGUGACCGGCGUGAGGAGGAGCCGGGGCGGCCGGAGGAGCCGCCGGGCCCCGCUGCUGGUGCCGGUGCGGUACCGGUCCGGUGCCGGUGCCGGUGCCAUGGGGCCCUGGGCGCUGCUGCUGCUGCUGGGCGCGCUCCGGCCCGGCACAGCCGCGGCCCCGGCCCGCAAUGUGCUGCUGCUCCUGGCCGAUGACGGCGGCUUCGAGAGCGGCGCCUACAACAACUCGGCCAUCCGCACGCCGAACCUGGACGCGCUGGCCCGGCGCAGUUUGGUCUUCCAGAACGCCUUCACCUCCGUGAGCAGCUGCUCCCCGAGCCGGGCCAGCAUCCUGACCGGCUUACCGCAGCACCAGAACGGGAUGUACGGGCUGCACCAGGACGUGCAUCACUUCAACUCCUUCGACAGCGUGCGGAGCCUGCCCCUGCUGCUCAGCCAGGCAGGCAUCCGGACAGGGAUAAUUGGAAAGAAGCACGUGGGGCCAGGGGCUGUGUACCCCUUUGACUUUGCCUACACAGAGGAGAACAGUUCGGUCCUGCAGGUUGGGAGAAACAUCACCCGGAUCAAGCUGCUCGUCCGGCGCUUCCUGCAGAGCCAGGAUGAGAGGCCUUUCUUCCUCUAUGUUGCCUUCCAUGACCCUCACCGCUGUGGGCACUCCCAGCCCCAAUAUGGGGCCUUUUGUGAGAAGUUUGGCAAUGGAGAGAGCGGGAUGGGCUGGAUUCCUGACUGGAAGCCACAGAUUUACAGCCCAGAGCAAGUGCAGGUCCCUGCCUUUGUCCCGGACACGCCGGCUGCCCGGGAGGACCUGGCUGCCCAGUACACGACCGUCGGCCGCAUGGACCAAGGGAUCGGGCUGGUCCUGGAGGAGCUGCGCCGCGCCGGCUUCCUCAACAGCACGCUGGUGAUCUACACCUCCGACAACGGCAUCCCCUUCCCCGGGGGCAGGACCAACCUCUACCGCUCGGGCACCGCCCAGCCGCUGCUCCUCUCCUCCCCCGAGCACCCCCAGCGCUGGGGGCACGUCAGCGCGGCCUUCGCCAGCCUCCUGGACCUGACGCCGACCAUUCUGGACUGGUUCUCCAUCCCCUACCCUGCUUACAGCAUCUUUGGCACCAGGCAGGUGCAGCUCACUGGAAAGUCUCUCCUGCCAGCCCUGGAGUCAGAGCAGCCCUGGGCCACCGCCUUCAGCAGCCAGAGCCACCACGAGGUGACCAUGUACUACCCCAUGCGAGCCAUCCAGCACCGCCAGUUCCGCCUCAUCCACAACCUCAACUACAAGAUGCCCUUCCCCAUCGACCAGGACUUCUACGUCUCGCCCACCUUCCAGGACGUGCUGGAGCGCACCAGGGCGGGGCAGCCGACGCACUGGAACAGGAGCCUGCAGCAGUACUACUACCGGGCCCGCUGGGAGCUCUUCGACUGCAGCCGCGACCCCGCCGAGAGCCAGAACCUGGCCCCCGACCCACGCUAUGCCAGCGUCCUGCAGCUGCUGCGUGCCCAGCUCCUCCGGUGGCAGUGGGACACGGGGGACCCCUGGGUGUGCGCCCCCGACGCUGUCCUGGAGGAGAAACUGAGCCCUCAGUGCCAGCCGCUGCACAACGAGCUCUGAGUGCCACCUGUGAGUGCCACCUGUGCCCCGGCAGUGCUGUGCUCCCGUGGGGCUCAGACCCCCCCUGUGCCCCGGCAGUGCUGUGCUCCCGUGGGGCUCAGACCCCCCUUGUGCCCCAGCAGUGCUGUGCUCCCGUGGGGGACAAGGGCUGGUCCCAAAUCCCAGGGGACACCACAAUGCUCUGCCCUCUGUGCUGCCAACACCGCCUGGCCCCAGAGCACUGAGGGAUUCCUGGUGCCUUGGCUCUCAGCCAGAGGAGCUGAAGGGCCAAGCUGCCCCUCAAUAAAGCCUCUGGAGGGUAAGGCUCUCAUUUUCACCUGGAGCUGGGCACAGCCCUGCAGCAGCCCCCAGCUUGGAGGCAGCAGGACAGGCCAAGGGCCUCUGUGGCACAGCCAGGGCUGCAGGAACAGCUGGAGACCCCCAGUGCUCUGGGAAAGCCUUCAAGGGGCACAGGGGGUCCUGCUGGAGACCUCCAGGCAGGGACAGAGCUAGGGUGUCCCAGCCAGGGGCAGGGGGCUGAGCACAUUCAGGACCAGGAGAGGGGACAAAGGGACAAGGACACGGCCUGGGGCUG
Messenger RNA from Passer domesticus (house sparrow), 2180 nucleotides. It is a transcript of the gene SGSH, whose product is annotated as N-sulfoglucosamine sulfohydrolase. NCBI's taxonomy places the organism in Eukaryota, Metazoa, Chordata, Aves, Passeriformes, Passeridae. Gene Ontology annotation, biological process: heparan sulfate proteoglycan catabolic process; glycosaminoglycan catabolic process. The transcript is spliced from 8 exons. The record is from RefSeq and is a predicted model, not a curated record. Gene Ontology annotation, molecular function: glycosaminoglycan binding; N-acetylglucosamine-6-sulfatase activity; N-sulfoglucosamine sulfohydrolase activity. Bases 98 to 1606 code for a protein of 502 amino acids.